AUGCGGUGCAGCGCCUUUAGGAAGGCGCUCGCUCCGUCCUCGCCGUAUUCCGUUUUCGCUCGAACGCAUUGCCGACGAAUACUCUCCUCUUUACGUUCUCUCCCUUCUUUUUCUUUUUCUUCUUCUUCUUCUUCUUCUUCACAAGAAGAAACAACUGUUCCUAGAGUGACUUUGAAUCGAGUUCCAAAAGAAGAGACCGAACGAAUCGCAGAGAUAUUGGAAGAACUUGGCUACACAGACUUUGCGCAAGUGAAUGACGACGCGCUCAAAGGUACCGAUGACGAAGAAGAGAUUUUCUACUCCAGAGAUUCGAAAGGGAACGAUUGGAUCCACAAAAAAUGGUCGUUUAAUAACGUACAGUUGUAUUUUAGCAAAGAAGUUCUGGUGAGAGACGUGAGAAAAGCAGUUAAACAACUCGAAACCUAUUUAGGACCGCUGAACGCUGUUUACGACAAUGUUGACGCGAACAAUUGGCAGAGUGUGAUAUUGGACUCCUACAAAGACAUCGUCGUAGACGACGAAUUUAUCAUACGAUGCAUGAAGUCUAGCGAUGAAAAUCAGAAACAGAAGAACAAAACAUACAAAACGGAAAUAGUACUGACGCCAGGCGUGGCCUUUGGCACAGGGGAUCACCCGACGACGCUUUUGUGUUUGCAGUUUCUGAAAAGACACAUCAAAGCAAGCGAUGAGGUCGUUGAUUUUGGUUGUGGAACGGGAAUUCUCGCGAUUGGUGCUCUUAAGUUAGGUGCCGCGAGAGCGUAUGGAGUAGACAUUGAUGCUAUAGCGGUUGAAUCGGCCAAGUCCAACGCGCUCAUCAACGGCGUCCAAGACAGAUUCAAAGCUGUGCUCGGCGACGGGAUGGAACCUGACGCCGAGGAACCAAAAGACGUGGACGUACUCGUAGCAAAUAUUCUGAUAACGCCAAAUCUAGAACUGUCGUCCAAGUUUGUUAAAAUGACUCGAAAAGGAGGGAAAAUAGGAUUGUCUGGUAUAUUAGCCGGAAAACAAGCGGAGGAAGUAAUUGAAAAAUAUUCUUCGGAAGGCUGCGCAGAGUUUGAAGUUUACGAGAAGGAUGAAUGGGUAUGCAUAGAAUGCACCGUGCUGUGA
Bathycoccus prasinos is the source of this 1107-nucleotide messenger RNA. Its product is annotated as ribosomal protein L11 methyltransferase. The coding region runs from base 1 to 1107 and encodes 368 amino acids. The record is from RefSeq and is a predicted model, not a curated record. Gene Ontology annotation, molecular function: protein methyltransferase activity. NCBI's taxonomy places the organism in Eukaryota, Viridiplantae, Chlorophyta, Mamiellophyceae, Mamiellales, Bathycoccaceae. The transcript has a single exon.